AAAUAAACUGAAACGAUAACUAUUAAUUGCCUCAAAAUAAAAAAGAAUCACGAAACAUAUCAACACAGGUAUGGUGGUUGAAGGCAAAAGCGUCGAGCGAUGCCUCACGCUUGGCGUUUGAAGAGAACAAGAGCACGAGCGGGUAAAAAAUCAAGCGCCAAGAAAAUUGCAAGUGACUUUGGAGUGACAUGUGUAAAAGCUUCCUUAUUUAUUCAAUAGGAUAGAAUGCUUAUUAUUGAUAAACGGCAUAUUUGUCUCGGUUUCUUUGGAACGCUGGCUUUCAAAAGUUUUCAAAUGUGAUGAUAACCAGAUGAUUCACGUAAAAUACAGAAAAAACUUCUGUCAUCAGUAUGAACCCGGCCUGAAAAGGGAAUGAAAGCGAUUUCAUAGCAUAUUUCAAACAAUCAAAUAACAAUAUGACUGAGAUCUUGUAUCGUUGGCUUGACGAGGAGCUACGAAUACCUGUUGCGAGGGAUGCCGACACAUUUCUACAGCAGUUCAGCAAUGGUCAACUUAUUGGGAAAGUACUGCAUGUUGAAGGAGUUCUCCCCGACAAGAAGUUCGAUCAGCUUCGUACCAACGAUCUGUAUGAAGACAGGCUGCACAACUUCCUUGUGAUAGGUCCGUACAUGAAGUCGCUGGGAGUCAAUUUGUCAGUACGACAAGCCCGAGACAUUCUCUCCGACAAGCCGGGAAGUCUCACAUACCUGAUCUAUCAGGUAUAUCUCGCGCUGCACAAGCCGCGCGACCACCUGCGGCAGCCGUCACCGGAACCUCUGCCGGACGCCUACAAGGAGCGACUGCGAGAGUCGGCGCAACCUGACCUGCGCGACUCGGGAGUCACCAGCCUGGGACUCACCUGCCAGUGCUACGGGCGAGACGUGACUCAGACGAGGAUCACUGAAGGCCACCUGGUCAAAGAAUGUCAACAAAGGAUCACGAAGGAGGGAGUGAGGAAGAAGGAGAGGGCGAAGGAUAUCAAACAACAGAUGACAGAGGAAUACAUGAAAGGAGACUCGGCGAAGCUGUGGGGCCGCUCGUUCCGCAGUACAGUCCGCUCGGCCGCCCGCAGAGAAAAGGACCGGCAGAAGGCGGAGGCGGCCGCCGUGCGACAGCAGAUCGAGCACUUUGACAACACGGCCGACCUGCGGCGCAGCAAGUACGAGGACGUCCGGAACGCCGAGUUUCUGCAGACGACAGUCACCCCGGACAUGAUUCCCGAGGCUCUGGUGAACACCGAGGCCAACCAGCAGUUCGUGCACAAGCUGCGUAACCAGUUGGACCGCGACACGCGGGCGCGGUUCGACCGCGAGAAGCGGCGGAAGCAGAUGUACCUGGCUCUGCGGGACCAGCAGCGGCAGCAGGAGGAGGAGCAGCGCGAGCUGGACCUGGUGCGCCGCCUGCUGCGCCAGGGUGACUACGAGCUCCGGCUGGCCGCCCACCUUACCGACAUCAAGCGCCAGAAACAGAUCAUCAUCAGAAACCGACUCGAGAAGGACCAACAAAUGCAGGAGCGGCGUCAGGAGGAGUACGAGAGGUCCGUGCAGCAGCAGAUGGACCUGCUCGGUCAGAAGCGGAUGGAGCACCAGGAGGAGCUGCUCAAGGAGUCGCAGCUGCACCGGCGUCUGCUGCAGCAGCGCCGAGACCAGAAGAGCCAGCGGCGCUGGCAGCUGGCCGCCGACGUCGUCACAUUCUGCCUCGAUAUGGCCGUGCUCACCGUCGACUACAAGACAAAGUCGGGAGACAAGGAGGUCCCCGCUCUCCUGCAGAACGACUGGCGCGAGCUGUUUCUGCGCGGUGAGUCGCUGUCCGGCGGCGGAGAGCCGGCCGAACUGAGCGCCACCAGUGCUCCCGGAGAGCGGCAGCAGGCGCUUCUGCAGCAGCACGACCUGGACGACUACCUGGCCGUCAGCGGGCGCUGGAUCAUCCCCGGCGCCAGCGGCAAGAAGCGCAGUCCCAGCGCCCAGGCUCGCGACGACAUGGCGCUGCGAGUCGAGUCGGCAGUGGUGACUGGGUUCGUGGUGCACCGGCUGCUGCGACUCGUGUACCCUCCCAAACCGAGCGUCCAGGCCCCUGAACGGCCGACAUUUACCCUAAUGGGAGUGGUGAUGGGCAAGAGCUACGCCGGCAAGACGCACUGCCUGCAGUGGGUGCAGUCCUCGCUGGAUGUGCGGCACAUAGUGAUGCACGACCUGGUGAAGCGCUCCCUGGCGACGUUAGAGCAGGAGACGCGGAUGGAGCUGGAGGCAGCCGGCUCAGGGGUGAUGGAGACACUGCGAAUAGCCGACAUCCUCGGACCUGACCAGAGCUGCGAGGACAUACAGAGGGAGAACUCUGGACAGCCGUCACAGCAGCAGCCGCCGCCACAGGAUGCUGCAGCUGAUGCACCCGAAGGCGGAGAACAGGAGGCAAGACCAGCCAGCGACGUAACAGCAGUAUCUGAUGGCUUGCCGACAUCAGCCGACGCUUCCCGGGAGAAUUCGUCGGGAGAAAGGCCACCUGUUCAACAGACCGAGGGCUCGCAGACAAAGCUGAAGGACGCCAAGAGCAAGGAAAGCACACAGGGCUCAGGAAAAUCCGGAGAUGCAACCAACUCAGCUGAUUCUAAAAAGUCGUCUAUCUCAAAUGGCGCAGAGUCCACAGAUGUGGAAAAACAAACCGGUGACGCUGAGAACGGUACCGGAAAGUUAUCCGCUCAGACCAGUGGAGGCCCCACCGAACCAGGCACUCCCCCAUCCAGCGCCGAUCAACCAGCAUUGCCAUCCACCAAGGACAUCAGCUCCGGCGAGCAGGACAAGUCGAAGCUGUCGACGGACGGCGAGGGCGUCAGCGACGAGGACACCAACUCGGCGUCAGAGGACACGGUGGUGUUCGAGUACAGCCGACUGGCGCAGCUGGGACGAGAGGUCAAACAGGCUCUGGAGUGCGGCCAGGAGGUGCACGACCAGACGCUGGCCGGCCUGCUGCUGGAGGCCUGGCGCGAGCUCCCCGACGGAUCCGGCUGGAUCAUCGAGGGUUUCCCCAACACGCUGGCGCAGGCAGAGCUGCUGGAGGAGCAGCUGGUCGGCAAGCAGUACGACUCGGAUGAGGAACUAGACGAAGUGGAAAUCGUGGUGACGCCGCUGCCAAAACCUGAGCCUCCAGCGGAACCUGCCACCAAGGAAAAAGGAAAGAAGGAAAAGAAAGAAAAGAAAGAGAAGGGUAGCGGGAAGAAAGACAAGAAGGAUAAGAAGGAAGGACAGCCUCCAGCGGAGACGCCGCCUCCCUCACCGCCACCACCACCUCCUGAGCCCGUGCGACUGAGGGUGAAGCCGUUCCGACGCAGCCAGCUGGUGCCUGACGCCAAUCGCCGGGAGCGACCGCCACCGACCAGCGGCCUGGACCUGGUGGUAGAGCUGGCAGUCAGCGACGAGGUGGCUCAGCAGCGGCGCUGUCAGAGCAUUGACCGGGUGCCCGAACAGCCCGACUCGGGCACCUGCCAGUCGGCCAGCGACGACCACGUCACGCUGGCCGGCAAGCUGUUCAGCUACGGCCGGCUCCGCGAGCCGCUGAUCGAGUUCUACAGCGAGCGGGGCGUGUACCACAUGGUGGGCGCCGAGGACCUGGCCUCGGUGGAGACUCAGCUGGAGAAGCUGAUCGGCGCCAGCCGGGCCAAACAGCGCGAGGAGCACCGUCUGGCCGAGCGGCGCGCCGCCCAGCUGGCAGCUGCUGAGAACGAGCCGGACUCGGAGCCGGAGCCGGAACCAGAGCCGGAGCCCGAGCCCGACUCCGGGAAGGGAAGGGGCAAGGGCAAGUCGCCCAAGGGCGGGAAGAACAGCGGCGACAAGGGGAAGAAGGGCAAAGGGAAGGGAAAGGGUGACGCAGAGCCAGCGCCGCCAGCAGAGGACCUGCCGCAGAUUCCGGCCCCGCCGCCCAUGCCGACCCCGGGCGAGAUGGGCUAUUACUUCGUGGAUGCACCGGUACCGGAGGGCGUCGCACAGUACUUGGCAUUACUCUGGCAACAAACUGAGAGGAAUUACACCGAGAACCUGAAGCAGUGGCUGGGACGGCUAAGGCUCGAACAUGCUGCUGUUAUCCAACACCUGCAUGCCAUCACGGUAUCGUUCAACGCCUUCCUUUUGCGUCCGGAUCACAAACAGCAGUUCCUCGACAGGUUUGUGACGGAGUACAAUCAGAUGGAGGAGGCGCUGCAGCGAGACGAGGAGGUCAAGUGCGAGUGGCACCUGCGCAUCCAGGAGCUGGAGAGCACCAUCUGGAACAUCACCGACACACGGCGCUGCGAGGCCGAGCAGGAGCGUUACACGGCCAUGACCUCUGGAUGGAUUGAGGACAGGCUGGCGCUGUCGGCCAACAACUGGCUGAUGGUGAUGCAAAGCGAGAUGGACCGCUUCCAGGACACCUGCAUGGUACUGGAGGACUACUACGUCAGCAUGAGCGGAGCGCAGCUGCCCGAGAGCAGCGGGCGCGUGCAUGGAUUCAAACAGGCGAUGAUCGAGAUUCCGAGCCGGGAGCCGGCGGACCGGUCGGGUGCCUCGUCUGCCGGCAGUGACCGUCACUCGGGGAGCCGCAGCAGCAGCUCGGCCCGGCCGCUGCGCCGCGGAGGGGGCGGCAAGGGAGCGGACGGGCCAGGCAGCUCCGGCAGCGCCAUCCUGACCACCAUCAACCUGCCCCAGCUGCGGCCCCGGGUGCAGUUCGUCAGGGGCAAGAACCAGGCGGACGAGGUGACCACAGCCGUGGAGGGCGUCAUCGACUCGGCCUGCAGGUCCAUGCUGUCGUUUGUGCACGAUACCAAGGAGAAGGGUGAUGUUAGGGUGAGGCAGGCGCUGCUGCCGGUUGAAGAAGCAGCUGGGGGCAAGAAGGGAGCCAAGAAGCCGCCCGCGUCGAAGGCAAAGAGUGGUAAGAAGGGCGCCGCUCCCGAGGAGGACGCUGCCGAGGCCGAGCUGGCCACGCACCACGAGUGGGCCGAGCGCGCGCUGGCAGAGUUCCAGGUGGCCGCCCGCGAGGAGUCAUCGCGCGUCUCUGCUCGUCUGUCGCUGAUCCGCUCGCGGGCCGUGUCGGAGCUAGCGGCGCUGCGGCAGCGGGCCGUGGCCGCCUUCCACGGCAUGUGGUCGGCCAUUGAGGAGCGGUACCGGCGCGAGCUGCAGGCGGCCACCCACAUGGCGGACUACCUGCGCGGGCUGGUGGAGCAGGAGCAGCGCGCCCACUACCAGCUGCUGCUCGACCAGGACCGGUUCCUGGUGCGCACCGGCGUGCUGACCCACCUGCCCUGCCUGCCGGCCAGCCCGCCGCCCACCGAGGAGGCGCUGGUGCGCGACCGGCUCAGCCUGCUGCAGGCGGCCGGCCUGUGGCGCCAGCUGCACACCGCCGCUCCGUCCGGCAUCAUCACCACCCGCGCCUUCUGCUUCAUCCUGCAGGACCUGGUGGCGUGCGGCGUCGGCACCCAGGAGCUGCCCGCGCUCUGGAUGUCGCUCUCGCAGGAGGAGAUCGAGAGCCUGUCGGCGCGGAUAGCGGCGGGAGCAGAGGUGAUGAGCUGGCGCGGCCUGCUGUACGACCUGCUGGAGCCGUGGAAUCGGCCCGACCAGUUCGAUCUCCACGAGGCACUGGCCAUCGCUCACGUCUUUGACCCACAGCGGAGUGGACGGAUCACACAGGAACAGGCGCUCACGGUGGUCCACUGGAUGAAGCCGCGUCUGGAGGAGCUGGACGAGGCCUAUAACCGGCCUUAUCACACCAAACGCCUUCUGGUGGACAUCAGCGGCGCGCCCAGCGACGAGACGGUCGACUACCAGACGCUGCUCACCUGGCUCAGCCGCAGCGACGACCUCCUCCAGAGCUUCCUCUGCGCGCUCACCGUGCUGGAAGAUAAGCCGAUUUUCAUAUCGAACCCGGAGGACGACGAGAAAUACUACCCACGGAAGAGGGUGGACCUCGCCCGUAUUCAGUCACUGCCCAUGCACAGAAUCGUAUCGUCUCCCCGGCCCGAUAAUCGCCCCAGGAAAGUGCGUCUGACCCAGAGCGCGCCACUACAUGUGACGAAGGACGCUGAUGACGAGGGUGGCUCGGAGGACACGCCUAAGGAGGUGGUGCUCCAGGCCACGUGCUCCAACGCCUACCACCUGCAGGACGCCAUGGACAUGAGCCGACCGCCGUCCCAGAUGGUGGGCGACUCCCACGGCGACCACCUGGGCGACUCCCUGGAGCAGCUCCCCGUGGCCCCCAACUCCGCGGAGCGCGCGGCGCCGCCGGGCAGUACCUCCUCUCAGCGCAGCUCCUCCGACCGAGAGGGCAGUCUGGUCAGUCUCCGGAGCGCCGCCAGCAGCUCUGGGGCGCACAGCCGCGGCGAGACACACACCUCCGCGCCGGCCGUGGGAUCCGUGGACAGCGGUCGGUCCCAGCUGCUGGACGAGCUGACCAUCAGCGUUCCUGCCGGCCACACGCUGGACUCGUGGACGGCUCUGGCGCCCUCCUGCUGCACCCACCCGCCCGAGGCGCCGCCCACCACACCCAGCUCGGACGGACGAGUGGGCGAGACGGGCAACAGGAGCACCCUGAACGCCAUCAGGACUGUGCUGGCCAGGACAAUGGUGCUGCCGAAGGAGCUGAUGCCCCAGGCUCUUCAGAGACUGGACCUGGACCUGGCUCUGGUGUACCGGGACCUGUAUGGAGGCACCUGCGGCCGCGCCGUCGAGGCGCUGCGCCGCGACGAGCCGCUGCCAGUGCCCAUCCUGGCCGUGUUCCAGCACGACAUCACCCAGAGAUACCUGGCGCCCGGACAGUGCACCCUGCUGGCCGGCCGGCCCUGGCAGAUCAUCAAGGACAUCCGCAGCCCGCCGCCGCAGACCCCGCCGCCACCGGCCGUCACACAGGCCGCCUCGGUCACCGGCACCGGCACCUCACUGUCCUUCAAGGAGGCUGCUUAGCGCCAGCUGCCAUCGCGGGGCUGACCAAAGAUAUCAGUGCGGGUUAUGUCUACCCGGUGCCUUGCGGGUAUCUGGCCCAUUGGCUAUUGAUUUUCAUGUCGUUUGCAUUGUAAACCCGAAUUGUUCGUUCAACGCUCAAGAAUAAAAAUUAUUUUCAAUUAUU
Molecule: messenger RNA, 7083 nt
Organism: Amphibalanus amphitrite
Lineage: Eukaryota; Metazoa; Arthropoda; Thecostraca; Balanomorpha; Balanidae
Product: sperm flagellar protein 2-like
Exons: 21
Coding region: 417-6920 (2167 amino acids)
Molecular function (GO): protein binding
Source: RefSeq, a predicted model, not a curated record